Molecule: messenger RNA, 252 nt
Organism: Mesocestoides corti
Lineage: Eukaryota; Metazoa; Platyhelminthes; Cestoda; Cyclophyllidea; Mesocestoididae
Source: the annotation of a GenBank genome assembly
UUGUUAUGUCAUUUUCAGUGUCCAAGUGCUCUCAUAACCGCAGCUGUCGUCUCGCAGUUCGACAUUCAAGGUCAAUGGGUUCCUGUCUACACGGCUUGUGGUUGUUCCUGCCUUCUGGGCUUCGUCAUAGCCCUGUUCACGCGUGACAAGAACGUUCGCUGUGUGGGAUUUACAAACAAAGCAUGCGCUUCCCUCUGCGAUCCGUGUCGCCGCGAUCUGCUGAAGGAGGACGAGGAGGAUGAGGAAGCGUAG